AUGGUUCUUCAAGAUCUCGGCCGUCGCAUCAACGCGGCGGUCACCAACCUGACCCGAGAGCAAAAUCUCGACGAAAAGGCCUUCGAUGGCAUGCUCAAGGAGAUUUGCGCCGCUCUGCUCGAGGCAGACGUCAAUGUACGACUCGUCGGCCAACUACGGAAAUCCAUCAAGGCCACCGUCAACUUCAAAGAACUCCCCCCCGCCGUAAACAAGAAACGCCUCAUCCAAAAAGCCGUCUUCGACGAACUCGUCAAACUCGUCGAUCCCCACGCCGAACCAUUCCGACCGAAGAAGGGAAAGAGCAAUGUCAUCAUGUUUGUUGGUCUCCAGGGUGCGGGAAAGACGACAACGUGUACAAAGCUCGCGCGGCACUACCAGUCAAGAGGUUUCAAGGCCUGUCUGGUCUGUGCCGAUACCUUCAGAGCUGGUGCCUUCGACCAGCUGAAGCAGAACGCCACAAAAGCCAAGAUCCCCUACUAUGGUUCCCUCACAGAAACGGAUCCCGCCGAGGUUGCGAGGGCUGGUGUUGACCAAUUCAAGAAGGAGAGGUUCGAGGUCAUCAUCGUCGAUACAUCAGGUCGCCACCGACAAGAGUCUGCCCUGUUCCAGGAGAUGGUGGACAUCCAAGAAGCCAUCAAACCCGACGAGACUAUCAUGGUCCUCGACGCCUCGAUCGGUCAACAAGCAGAGUCGCAAGCCAAGGCGUUCAAAGAGGCCGCUGAUUUCGGAGCCAUCAUCAUCACAAAAACCGACGGCCACGCACACGGCGGUGGUGCCAUCUCUGCAGUCGCUGCAACGCACACCCCCAUCGUCUUUAUCGGUACCGGCGAACACAUGCUCGACUUUGAAAAGUUCGCCCCCCAACAAUUCGUCCAAAAACUCCUCGGCAUGGGCGACAUGGCUGGACUCAUGGAGCACGUGCAGAGCCUCAACCUCAACCAAAAAGACACCAUCAAGCACAUCCAGGAGGGCAUCUUCACCGUCCGCGACCUGCGCGACCAACUCUCCAACAUCAUGAAGAUGGGCCCCCUCUCCAAAAUGGCCGGCAUGAUCCCCGGCAUGAGCAACAUGAUGCAGGGCAUGGACGACGAAGAAGGCGGCGCCAAACUCAAGCGGAUGAUCUACAUCUGCGACUCCAUGACCGACAAGGAACUCGACUCGGACGGCAAGAUCCUCAUCGAGCAACCCACCCGAAUGACUCGAAUCGCACGCGGUUCCGGCACAUCAGUACGCGAAGUCGAGGACCUCCUCACCCAACAACGAAUGAUGGCAGGCAUGGCAAAGAAGAUGGGCGGAAACAUGAAGAACAUGCAACGAGCGCAACAGGCUAUGGGCGGAGGAAACAAGGCACAGCAAUUAGCAGCCAUGCAAAAGAGGUUACAGAGCAUGGGAGGCGCCGGCGGUGCAGGCGGAAUGCCCGAUAUGGGCAGCUUGAUGAAGAUGCUCGGCGGCGGAGGAGGAGGAGGCAUGCCCGGUGGUAUGGAUAUGCAGGCUAUGAUGAGGCAGAUGGGCAUGGGCGGCGGCGGCAUGCCUGGGAUGCCCCCUGCAGCAGGAAGAGGUCGAAGGUGA
Molecule: messenger RNA, 1569 nt
Organism: Fusarium subglutinans
Lineage: Eukaryota; Fungi; Ascomycota; Sordariomycetes; Hypocreales; Nectriaceae
Product: signal recognition particle
Exons: 2
Coding region: 1-1569 (522 amino acids)
Biological process (GO): SRP-dependent cotranslational protein targeting to membrane; SRP-dependent cotranslational protein targeting to membrane, translocation
Cellular component (GO): signal recognition particle, endoplasmic reticulum targeting; cytosol
Molecular function (GO): 7S RNA binding; GTPase activity; ATP hydrolysis activity
Source: RefSeq, a predicted model, not a curated record